AUGCCCAAAGAAUCCGAGGUUGACGUCCUGAUCAUUGGCGCAGGGCCUGCUGGCGUUAUGUGCGCCAAUGCGCUCUCCCUCGCGGGGGUCAAUAUGCGGAUCGUGGACAAGCGGCCCGCGAAGAUUGCUGCGGGCCAGGCGGAUGGCAUUCAGCCGCGUACUAUUGAAGUGUUUCAGAGUUACGGCCUCGGAGAACGCCUAAUUCGGGAAGGGAACCAAAUGCACAUGGCCGCUUUCUACAACCCCAGUCCAUCUGGCGGCAUUGAGGUGCAAGCCAAUGAACCAUUCCAUAAUUCAAACCAGCUGACACUAUCUCUACAGAUCACGCUACAUCAAGGCGCCAUUGAAGCUAUUUUCCUCGACUCUAUGCGCACUCGAGGCGUAGAGGUUGAACGCCCCAUUGUGCCUACUGCCAUUGAGAUCUCGGAAUCGGAGGCUGAACUCAAAGACCCAACAUCUCAUCCCAUCAAGGUUACUCUUCAGCAUCUCGAUCCUGCGGCUGGCGAAGACCCCACGGAAAUAGUGCGGGCCAAGUUCGUUCUCGGUGCCGACGGCGCACACUCAUGGGUUCGCAAGGAGAUUGGUAUCACCUUGGACGGAGAGCAGACAGACUACGUUUGGGGCGUCGUAGACAUGAUCCCCGACACCGACUUUCCCGACAUCCGAUGCAAGUGCGCCGUCCACUCCGACAACGGAUCCUGCAUGAUCAUCCCCCGAGAAGGCGACAAGAUCCGUCUGUACAUACAACUCUCCGAUCGUGAUGUGAUCGAUCCUGCGACUGGUAGGGUCGACAAGAAUAGGUUCGGUCCCGACAAGAUCCUCCAAGUGGCGAAGAAGUCAUUCCAUCCUUUCGAAAUCUCCCAGAUCGGAGAGAUUGAUUGGUGGACCCUGUAUCUGAUUGGUCAAAGAGUGGCUACAAGGUUCUCGGUUCAUGAACGUGUGUUUAUCGCCGGUGAUGCUUGCCACACGCAUUCGCCCAAGGCUGGCCAGGGGAUGAACGCCAGUAUGAACGAUACCCACAACCUCGCGUGGAAACUCGCCCAUGUACUCCGUGGCUGGGCAGACAUUUCCUUGCUGAAGACCUAUGAAUUCGAACGGAGGAAGUACGCCCAGGAUCUCAUCGACUUCGACAAGAAGUUCUCGAAGCUGUUCUCCGGAAAGCCACGGACCAAACUCAACCAGGACGGCGUAUCCCACGAAGAGUUUAUCGAAGCUUUCCAAACAUUCGGGCUCUUCACCUCUGGUAUCGGCGUUCACUACGAGCCCUCCGUCCUCUCGUCUCCUGCACACCAGCCAUGCGCCUCCAACCUCACCGUCGGCCAGCGUCUCUUGCCGUACAUCUUCGUUCGCGCAGCAGAUGGCCGCCCCUAUGAGAUCCACGACCUGCUCCCAUCCGAUACGCGUUUCAAGAUCCUCGUCUUCGUUGGGAACACCGUCGCUCCCACCCAGCCCGCACGCGUACAGGCGCUUGCGGAUCAGAUGGCGGCGCCCGAGAGCUUUUUGCAGAAGUUCGGGAAGGGCAAGCCCGAGGCCAUCUUCGACGUCUGGUCGAUCAGCUCGGCGAAGAAGACGGAGCUGAACUACACAGACCUCCCACGCUUGUUCAGGCCGCACUGGUCUAAGGUUCUGCUGGACGACGUGGACAUGUACGGUCGCUCCGGAAGCGGUGGAUACAAGAAGUACGGCAUCGACGAGGAGAAGGGCGCCAUCGUUGUCAUUCGUCCCGACGGUUACGUUGGUGUCGUCGCGCCAUUCGAGGGCCUGGCGGAUGUGGAGACGUACUUCUCUGGCUUCAUGAUCGCGUAG
Molecule: messenger RNA, 1806 nt
Organism: Epithele typhae
Lineage: Eukaryota; Fungi; Basidiomycota; Agaricomycetes; Polyporales; Epitheliaceae
Product: FAD binding domain-containing protein
Exons: 14
Coding region: 1-1806 (601 amino acids)
Molecular function (GO): FAD binding
Source: RefSeq, a predicted model, not a curated record